CGCUCACCUCCCAAGACUCUAGUUUUCCUCUUCUCUCCUUCCCCAACUCAACUCAGACUCAGAGAGAGAGAGAGAGCCAGAGAGAUCAGGCAGUGGCCAUGGAGGAGGAGAUGGCCAUGGCGGAGGAGGUGGCCAAACCCCAGCUGGAGCUGGGCAAGGAGGGACUAGCGUGCAUCCUCAUGCAUGUCAUGUUCGCCGCGACGUACCUCAUGCCGCAGCGCGACCGCCUCCUGCAACUCCGGCGCCGGCUGCAGCAGCACACCGGCGACCCGGCCGUGUUCCAGGAGCUCGCCUCCAGCCUCCGCAAGGUCUACGUCGACGGCCUCCACGCCGGCUCCCGCUACCUGACGGCCGGCCUCCAGAUCACGGCGGAGCACGGCGCCCGCGACUCCUUCAGCGUCGCCGCCUUCUCCGUCAUCCCCAACGAGCAGCUCUACGGCGUGCUGCUCAAGCAGUGGCUCCCGCCGCGCCCGGCCACCCAGGCCGACGCCUUCGCCCGCAUCGAGUCCGCCUUCUACGCCGUCAAGCUCGCCGAGGAGCACCACGUCCCGCGCUGCGUCGAGCUCCUCGUCGGCGUCCGCCCGCCCCCCGUCAUAGCUCGGCCGUUCCGCAGCGUCGUCGGCUACUCGGACGACACGGUCCAAGGCGUCAACGAGCACCUCGCCAAGAACGGCUUCCCCGAACCCGAACCGGCGCCAGCCGCCUCCGCCACUCAGACUCAGGCGAACAGUAGCGUGGACCCGGACCAGGCGCUCAGCUACCUCCACCGCGCGUGCUCCCUCGCCAGCCUCGCCGUCAAGCACGUCGACGUCGCCAUCGCCGCCAUCUCCAGCUGGCUCGACCCCGAGGAUGUCGCCGACACCUCCCAAUGGGUCGCCGACAUCUCUGAGGUCAGAUCGCUGCAGGACGGUCCCUGCCCAUCGGAUGAUUCCGAUUAACCAGCUCGUCUGAUCUCGAGGCUGUCACGCGAUCGAAGGGGAUGUGAUCCCGUUGCAUUGUUUAGCGAAGUUCAGCUCGCAUCAGUCGUUUAGUUUGUCAGAUUAAUGUGCUACUAGUUCAUCCAAGUUUCAGCCUUUUAUUGUUUCAGUUCAGUCAGUCAGACUAAUGUGCUACUAUCCAAGCUUAAUUUCUGGACGGCCGAUGCUAUAUUAGCUUCCUUAGUUGUGAAAUUUAGUGCUGGAAUACUGCAAUGUCAUAUCUGCAUCUUAUCUGUGAACUACCAAGUCGAAUUGAAGCAAAAUUGGGA
This is a messenger RNA of Lolium perenne, 1246 nucleotides long. RefSeq lists its product as uncharacterized. NCBI's taxonomy places the organism in Eukaryota, Viridiplantae, Streptophyta, Magnoliopsida, Poales, Poaceae. The record is from RefSeq and is a predicted model, not a curated record.